AUGUAAAAAUAAAGCAGAUAAAAUACUUAGACAGCAUUUUAUUCUCCUUAACCUGGAAUAAGUUCACCUUAACCUUUGAGGUAGAUUAUAUCUCCUGGGAUUUAUGGUCCUCGUAAUUCGUAAAAUUUUCUUAUUGAUUCAUAUACAACAAAGCAUCAAGAUUAGGAUUCUGAUAGACUAUUGGGUUCAUCUCUUAGAUUUAAUUUAUUGAAGGAUAGUCAUUAGUAAAUUGAGAAAAAAAUAUCAGCUUUGAAAUCCAAUUUACUUUAGAGCAGAAUGAGUGGUGAUAACUUAUAAUUUUCUACGAAGCCUUUGGAAAAGUUGCUCAAACGAAUGGAUGAUACGGGUACUCAUAAAACUGAAUAAGUAAGGUAUAAUCUAUCUUUGAUAUAUAGGGCUGAUGAUUUAUUGACUGAAAUUCUUUCAGAGUUAUCGUUUAUAUCGAUUAAUGCUAAGAAAUUAUAGAAUUAACGAUCUUCAUAAAAAUUAUAGAUGCAAUUACUCAAAGAUAUUAGAGAGAUAAUUAUGGGAUAUAAUAAUAUGCAUAAUAUAAUCAAUCAAAUUUGUUAAGCUGCACAAAUAUCUAUAAAUUAACUUUAGAAUACAAAUAUUAUUAAUCAAUUAUUCAAGAGAGACGAAUUCAAUAAGCUUUAUUCUUUGGUAGAGAAACAUUAGAAUGCUUAUCCUCAAACUUUUGAAUAGCUUUAUUAAAUUAUUGCUAGUAGUUUAUAGAGUAGGGAAUAAGAUCAUAAUAAAUUGAUUGAAAUAAAUACUUAAUUGCGUUAGUAAGAAAUUUAGAAUAAAGACUUAAAUAUAUAAAAUAAAAAUUUAUAUGCAGUAAUUACAAAGUUAGAAGCAAAAGUAAAUAAAUUGUAAAAUAAAAAACAAUAAUUAGAAUUUUCAAAUUAAUAAUUUUCUAAUUAAUUAUAAAAUACAUAUAGACCUUAAGAUAAUUAUUCAGAUAAUGAUAAAUUUAAACAUAAAAAUCCUUUAGUAGAAUCAUAAUCUAGUCUUGAUUCUAAGAAUACUCAAAAUAAAUUAUUAGAAACUUAAUUAAAUUAAUUCUAAGAUCUUUUGGUAGAAAAAGAGAAUGAAAUUAUGAAUUUAAAAUAAUAAAUAAAUGAUGAACAUGAACUAAUAUAAAAUCAUUCAAAAAAAAUUAACUAAUUAGAAAAUGAAAAUAAAUUACUUAAAAUAUAAUUAUCUACAAUGACAGAAAAUGAGAAACAAUGUAAUAAUAUAUUAAUUAGUUAGUGCAGAAAUAAAAAUUUGAAAUUAAUUCUGAGUAUUAAAAUUAUAAAGAUGAUUCAAGUUAAAAAUUUAAAUUAUUAAAUUAAGCGAUGGUAGAUUUAAAGUAAAAAUAAAAUAAGUAUUUAUAAUAUCUAAUCAUUAUAUUAGAAUAGGCUCUAGAGAUAGUAUAUCUGAAGUUAAUUAGCUUAAUUAAUAAAUAACUAAACUUAAAUCUGAGAAAGAAGAAAAAGAAAAAGAAAAUGGAUAAAAUUAAAUUAAAUUUUAGGAGAUGAAAUCAAAAUAUAAUGAUUUAAAACAAUCUUAUUAAGAAUUAUAUGAUUAAUAUUAAAGAGAUUAAUAAAUGAAUAAAUAAAUUGUCUAAUCAUUAUAAACAUAAAAAGAAGAUUUUGAAAUUAGAAAUUCAGAAUAAUAAAGUUUAUUUCAAUUUGACUUAGUGUCUUAAUAAGAAUUAGAAACAUAACAAUAAUUAAUUAAAUAAUUAGAGAAUGAUUUAUAGUAAGCUUAAUUUACAUAUAAAUAAUAAGAAACUAAAUUGUUAGAUUAUGAAGAUGAAAUUAAUAAUCUUAAAAUAUAAAUCAAAAGACUUGAAGAAGAACAUACAGAACAACUUCAUAUUUUAGAUAAUACAAUUUAAAGUAAAGAUUAAAUAAUAUAAUAAUAUGAAAGUAAUAGUAGGAUUUUAAAUGAUACUCCUGAACAACUAAGAAGUAAAAGUGUUGAAUAAACAACUAUUUAAGGACAUUUAAAAUCUUAGAUUGAUUCUCUCAAUAAAAGUCUCUCAAAUUUUGAGUAAUAAAUAAGAGAUUUAACAAAGAUUAAUAAUGAAUAUUAAGAUUAAAUUAAUAAUAAAGAGAAAACUAUAAAACAUAAAAAUUAAGAAAUUAUUUAAUUACAAUAAUAACUAAAAGAUCUUUAAGGAUUAAACUAAAAAAUAUUAGUAUAAGAUAGAGCAAUUCAUCAUCAUGAAAAACAAAUAUCUACUCUAAAUUAAACUAUAUAAAAAUUAUAAGAAUCAUUAAAUUUCAAAGAUUAAAUCUUAUAAGGAAAACAACAUGAAAUAGAAUUAUUUUAGAAUUAAAAGAAGGAUUAUAUUUAGUAAUAAAAGUAAUAAACUCUAUUAUUUGAAUAAUAACAUUAAAAAACAAAGCUUGAACAAUAAGAAUUAUAGAAAAAGGUGAAGAAAUUAGAAGAAUAAAUUAUUUAAAAGGAAAAAGAUGAAAUUACUAUAACUGAACAAUAAGAAAUUCUUUAGAAUUAAAUACAUUAAUUAGAAUUUUAAAUGAAAACACUUAAAUAACAAUAUGAGGAUGAAAAGAAAUAAUUAAAUGAUAAAAUAUAAAGGUUAAAUUAAGAAUUAGAUGAGGCUGAAAAGAUUUAAAUUUAAUUAAAUGAUAAGUAAAUCUUACUUGAAAAUGUUUAAAAUAAAUUAAGUGAAUUAGAAUCUGAAUUAAAUUCUGGUUAAGAUUAAAUUUUACAAUUAGAAUCUAGAAUUUUAGAUUUAUAAACAGAAAUCAAAAUAGAAAGAUAGAAUUUUUUAAAAGAAAAUUAAUAAAAAAUUGAAGAAUUAAAUUCUCAACAUUAAGAGAAUGAAGAACUUAUAUCAAUUAAUCAAGAUCUUACUUAAAAGAAUAUUUAAUUAUUAGAAGAAAUAGAAUAAUGUUAAUAAAAUUAAAAUAAAAAUUAAACAAAUCUCCUUUAAGAAAUAGAGAAUCUUCAAUUUAAAGACAAUUAGAAUAAAGAAAUAAUUAAGAAAUAUGAAAUAUAAAUUAAAGAAUUAAAUUCAUAAAUAUAAUUAUUUAAUUAAUAAUAGAUUUUGGAUAAUUAAGAAAAAGCAAAACUAUCAGAAAUGAUAUAGGAAUAGUUGAAUAAAAUAACUGAUCUUAAUAAACAAUUAGAAAUUGCAAAUUUAAAAAAUGAUUAAUAAAAUGAAGAAACUAAGGCAUAGUUUAGUACAGAAAUAGUUGUGAGAGAAGCAGAAUUAGUUAAGAAUGUUAUGAGGCAAUCUUAAGAAACUUAGAAAUUACUGAUUCAAAUUGGUAACUUAAUAGAAUAACAAGAGAAAAGCAAAUUAACUAAUAAAAAAUUAGAGUCAUAACUUUUAGAUCAAGAAUAAAAAUAUUAAAUUCUCUUAGAAUAAUCAAAAGCUUUAGAAACUUAAUCGUAAUAAUUGAUUUAAACUAAAAUUGUAGAAUUAAAUUAACUAAAUUACAACUAACAAUUGAAUAUUUCAAAUCUAUAAAAUGAAAUUAAUGAAAAAAACUUAAAAUUGAAAUAAGAACUGUUACAUAUUGAGACUCUAGAAUUUGAAGUUAGGAAUUUAUAAUUAUAACUUGAUAAUUAAAAUUAAUAAUUGAAUAAUUUAAUAAUCUUGAAUUAAGAGUAAAAAUAAUAAAUAUAGAGUUUAUCUCAAAAAGCUUAUAAUGAUUAACAAUAAAUCUAAAAUUUAGAUAGUAAAAUAAAUGAAUUAGAAUAAAAUAAGUAAAUUUAAGAAUCCAAAAUUAAUGAGAUAACAUUAUUAUUACAAUAAGAAAAAGCAAAUUGUUCCAAAUUAAGAAAUGAUUUAACAGAAAGAUCUAAUUAGUUUGAUUAAUAAGUAGUUGAAAUUAAAUAAAUAAAAAACGAUAAUAAUCAUCUAAAAGACUUAAAUAAUGAUUUGUAAAAGAAUUUAGAAGCUAGAGAGAUAAUUAUAGCAAAUAAUAUAGAUAUAAUAAAUGAUUUAGAUUUAAAAAUAAAUUAAAAAAAUGAUGAAUUAAAAGAAAAAUAAAUUAUAAUCUUAGAUUAAAUAAAAGAAUUUGAAAAAACUAACAAUAAACUUCAAUAAUUGCAAUCAUAAAAUUUAAUGCUUGAAAAUUAAAUACAAGAGAGAAUAUAAAUAACUUAGUAAAUCUAACAAGAAAUAAAUGCUUUGUAACAUUCAAAUCAUGAACUAGAGUAAAAUAAUAAGAAAUUAUAAUUAUAAAUUAAUUAAGAUACUUAAAAUUAUAAUUAGUUAAAUUAGAAAAAUAUAGAAUUACAGGAAAGAUUUACAGUUUUGAAUAAUUCUAUUUUAGAUUUGAAAAAAAAUAAUAAAGAGUUAGUAGAUAAUUAGGUUUAAAUAACAAAUAAAAUUGAAGCAGAUUAAGCUUAAAAUAGAUUAAUAGCUUCUUUACAAGAAUAUAUAAAUAAUUUAGAAUAAAAUAAAUUAUAAUUAGAAAACAAUUUGUAAAUAAAGGAAGACCAAAUAACACAUUCUAUUUAAGAAAACUAAGCUUAAGAAUAAAAACUAUUAUAAGAAAAUAAUUAAAUUAUUCAAGAUCAUGAUGAAUUAAUGACAUUAUAAAAAAUGGAAUUUGAAAAAAUAAAACAAUAAAAUAAUUAAUUAUAGUCACAAACUAAUUAAUAAUAAUAAGAUAUAUAAUCAUUAAAAUUAGAAUUAUAACAAGAAAUUGAAAAUAAAUAAUAAAUAAAUAAUUAAAAAAUAGAAUUAGAUAAUAAAUUAAAUCUCUUAAAUUAAAAAUACAUAUUAAAAGAAUAAUAAUAUUAAUAAUUAGAUUAAUAAUUAAAAGAUUCUGAAUCCUUACUACAACAAGAAUAAAAAAAACUAAAUUCUUAAAUUGAUAAUUUAAAUUCAUAAAUUUCAGCUUUGAGAAAGUAAGUUGAUUAAUUAAAGGAAGUCAUAAUUUAAAAGGAUAUAGAUAUAGCAAAUUAUAGUAAGAGGGAAAAUGAAGCAUUGAAAUUAUUUGCAUAUAAAGAUGGAGAAAUUUUAACACUAUAAAAUGAAAUUGAAGCUUUAAAAGAUUAAGAGAAUUCUUUGAAUAUUAAAAAGGAUAAUGAAGGAAUUAAAUAAUUAUCUUAGAAGGAUGCAGAAAUUUCAGUUUUAAGAAAUGAGCUUGAAGUUAUGUAAAAUAAAAAUUUACUAAAAGAAACUUAGUUACUUAAAUAAAUUGAUGAAAAUAUUGAAGAAAUAAAAUAGUUAAAAAAUGAUAAAGAUAAUGAUAAAGCAUAAUUCUAAAACAAAGUAAAUGAAAUAGAUGCUUUAAUAGUUUAAAAAGAUUCUGAGAUUUCUGCAUUAUAAAAUGAAUUAUAAGCAAAAUAAGUUUAGAUUAAUAAAUUAUAAGCAGAUUAAAGUUAAAUUAUUUUAAAUGAAAUAAAGUCAUUAUUUAAUUAAGAUAAUAUCCUUGAUUAUUUAAGAUAAUUUAAAUCUUAACAUGAAAAACAAUGUGAGAGAAAGUUUACUUAUUAUUAAUGUUUAUAAUCAUUAAUGGAUGAAUUACUAAAAAAUUAAUAGGCUGUCUUUUAUGCUUAGAAUUAUGUAUAAGAAUUGAGAUUAUUUAUAGCUUAAAUUAUCCCAGUAAGAAUAAAACAGUUUAUUGAGCUAUUAAAAGGAUAUUUAGUUUAUGAAAGCAAAGUUACCAAUUAAAACAGCAUUAAGUAAUAUAAAAGAAGAGAAAAAUGAAGAUAUUAGUUUUUAAUCAAAUGAACAAUAGGUAGAAAUCAAUGAAAAUGAUAUUAGUGAAUUUAUUGGGGAUUUAGAUAUAUCUGCUAUUGUAAAUAAUGAUAAAAAUAAGAAAGAAGUAUAUAUUAAUAAUUAUUAUAUAUAGCAUUCAACAUCAAAUAAGUAAUAAUUGUCACAUACUGAAGAGGUGAAUAUUUUGAAAUCAAAAUUAGAAGUAGCUAAUGAAGAGAAUGUGAAAAUUAUUGGUAAGUUUUAAAUUUUGUUAGAAAGAAUAGCUGCAAAAGAGGAACAAAUAUUACAAUUAAAUAAUUUAGCCAGAGAUGUAAUUGAAAAGAAUAUUUUAGUAUAAACAUAAGAUGAUGGCUAUGCAAAAGACUUCUGUUGAUCCUCAAGCUGUUCAUGCUAAAGCUCAUUUGAGGGAUUGUUUAAAAAAGUUUUUAAUUGCUUGUGGACCAAAACAUCUCAAUUAUGAUUUAGGAGAGGCAAUACUUAAUACAUUGUUUUAAUUUUUGGAAUUCUCAGAAAAAGAAAAGGAAGAAAUUAUAGAUGAAUUGGCAAUUAAAUCUGCUGAUAAAAGAAAAGGGAUUGUUUAGAUAUUGUUUAAGAAAUGA
This is a messenger RNA of Paramecium pentaurelia, 6297 nucleotides long. The record is from the annotation of a GenBank genome assembly. Lineage: Eukaryota; Ciliophora; Oligohymenophorea; Peniculida; Parameciidae.